This is a messenger RNA of Rhopalosiphum maidis (corn leaf aphid), 1239 nucleotides long. Its product is annotated as neuropeptide CCHamide-1 receptor-like. Gene Ontology annotation, cellular component: membrane. The annotation marks the transcript as partial. The transcript is spliced from 3 exons. NCBI's taxonomy places the organism in Eukaryota, Metazoa, Arthropoda, Insecta, Hemiptera, Aphididae. Gene Ontology annotation, biological process: G protein-coupled receptor signaling pathway. The record is from RefSeq and is a predicted model, not a curated record. Gene Ontology annotation, molecular function: G protein-coupled peptide receptor activity.
ACGUCCGUCGUCGAUAUGACAAACACCAGCAGCGCCAACAGCACUUUGUCAAUAAACGAUUAUUACGAUUACACCGAAAGGCCGGAGACGUACAUCGUUCCCGUACUGUUCGCCAUAAUAUUUGUCGUCGGCAUGAUCGGCAACGUGACGUUGGUGUUGAUAUUUGUCCGGAACAAGCAAAUGAGGAACGUGCCCAAUAUUUACAUAAUCAAUCUGGCACUCGGUGAUUUAUUGGUGAUCGUCAGCUGCGUGCCGUUUACGUCUACCGUCUACACGUUCCCGACGUGGCCUUACGGGCUGGCCGUGUGCAAAGUGUCGGAGACGGCCAAAGACGUUUCGAUCGGCGUGUCCGUGUUCACGUUGACCGCGCUCAGCGCCGACCGGUAUUUCGCCAUCGUGAAUCCAAUGCGCAAGCUGCACGCGUCCAUCGGCGGACGGUUCGCCACCCGGUUCACGCUCACCGUGGCCGCGGCCAUCUGGGCGGUGGCCGUGGCGUGCGCCGUACCCGCCGCCCGGUUCUCGUACGUCCGCCAGUUCCGCGUGCACAACGUCACCCUGUUCGAGGUCUGUUACCCGUUCUCCGAGCACCUGGGGCCCGCCUAUCCCAAGGUCAUGGUGACGGUCAAGUUCCUCGUCUACUACGCCGUCCCGCUGGCUGUCAUCGCGUUCUUCUACGUGCUCAUCGCCCGGUACCUGUUGCACACCACCAACAACAUGCCCGGCGAACUACAGGGACAAAUACGUCAAGUGCGAGCUCGAAAAAAAGUCGCCAAAGCUGUGCUGGCCUUCGUGUUGAUGUUUGCCGUUUGUUUUCUACCCCAUCACAUUUUCAUGCUGUGGUUUUACAACUACCCCAAGUCAACGGAAGAGUACAACACUUUCUGGCACGUAUUACGCAUUGUUGGGUUUUGUCUGAGUUUCAUAAACUCUUGCAUCAACCCCAUUGCCCUAUAUUUGGUGAGCGGCACGUUUCGCAAGCAUUUCGACAAACAGUUAUUCUGGUGGUGCAUAGCAUCUACAACGGCCACUACAGAAUCCAACUUGUUCGUGAUCAAAAAGAACGGAACUUCGAGUCGAGACAUAAAAAUUACAGAGUUUAUAACGUCGCCGUCGAUGCAUUCGGCUACAAACAAAAACCGAAGCAAUAAGACUUUUACUGCGAUCACGAAUACCGAAAGUCGAAAAAUCAAGGGGACCCAACAUGGGGCGGAAAGGGGAUGGCUAUCGCCUUCCAUAUAG